Zea mays is the source of this 1063-nucleotide messenger RNA. Its product is annotated as MADS-box transcription factor 27. The transcript is spliced from 7 exons. Bases 247 to 747 code for a protein of 166 amino acids. Gene Ontology annotation, biological process: regulation of DNA-templated transcription. Lineage: Eukaryota; Viridiplantae; Streptophyta; Magnoliopsida; Poales; Poaceae. Gene Ontology annotation, cellular component: nucleus. The record is from RefSeq and is a predicted model, not a curated record. Gene Ontology annotation, molecular function: DNA-binding transcription factor activity.
AUCCCCAACACAAGUUUGGUUUUGCCUAUGCUUAUUACUGCACCGCCGUGGUAGUCCUCUUCAUCCCGAGCGCUGACGUGCAUCUGCGAUUGGAAGAGUAGGUCUUCAGAACCCAUCGCCUUCAAAAUCCUGCACCGAGAGAAGGUGAAUAAGGUUUUUGGGAAGCGUCUACACGUGACUGCUCGCGCUCUUCUCCAUAGCUACUGUCGACGUCGUCGACCCUCUCGCUUCCACGCUGUCAAUCACAUGAAAUGUGUGAUUGAAAGAUACAGCGAGGCAAGAGAGGAACACCGUCAGACUAUGAGCGCAAGUGCUGAGGCCAAGCUCUGGCAAAGCGAGGCAGAAAGCUUGAGGCAGCAACUGCAUAACUUAGAAGAGCACCAUCGGCAGUUGUUGGGUCAGCAGCUUUCUGGCCUGAACGUGGGAGAUUUGCAGAAUUUAGAGAAUAAGCUGGAGACGAGCCUAAGAAAUAUUCGUCUGAAAAAGGACCAACUUAUUUUUUAUCAGAUUCAAGAAUUAAACAGGAAGGGAAGCCUCAUGCACCAGGAAAGCAUGGAACUAUACAACAAAGUUAACCUUCUUCAUCAACAUAACACUGAAUUACGGAGAAAGGUGUAUGGACAAGGAGUAAAUAAUGAGCAAACAAGUACUACUGUUAGACACAGUACUCGGAAUACAGAGAAUCUUCCGAUCAAUCUUGAGCUAAGUGUGCAAAGGGACAAAUCAGAAACACCAAGUGUAGGGUGAGAUUUUUGUCCAAACUUCAGGAUAACUCAGAGUCAGUAAACCAGAUGAUUUAAUAAAGAACACUGAAAGUGCCAUAAGACUUUAAAUACAGUGAGGAUAACUAAACCGAGUGAUAAGAAAUGGAUAUCGUUGGUUGAAUUGCAAGACCUAACAGCUAAACUUUAAGCUGCUAGAUGCGAUUGUUUAUGUAUUAAGAAGAAUGUUGAUUUUAAUUUUGCUUUUCAUAUAAGCUUGCCAUGUAUGCUAUUGUAAAUUGUACUCUGAAUUAUAAGUCCUCUUGGUUUUCUAGGUACAUAGUUUUUUCUAUACACCUAGA